AUGGAGUCCACCCAACUAGAUUCGGAAGAUUCUCCAACAAAAUUUGCACCAAUAGUUAAAGAAGUCGAAUUACGCGAUCAUUUCAAUUUGAUUUACAUUGUUUUCCUGUUUUUCGGCCUCAGUGGGCUAAUGCCGUGGAAUAUGUUUCUGAAUUUCUCGUUCGACUAUUAUGAAAUGUACAAGCUUCGAAAUGGCACCGAGUCCACGUGGUACUCAUCGAAUUUCCAGUAUGCGAUGACGAUUUCCGCCCAGAUUCCGAAGCUCAUUUUCACGUUUCUGAACGUCUUUUAUUCAACAAAGGGUGAUUUAACGAAGAGACUCAUAAUUUGCUAUUCAAUUACCGCAUUAAUUAUCGCGUUUACGUUGGCUUUCACGUAUAUUGAUACCGUAGAAUACAUCGCAGUUUUCUUCUUCAUUACCCUCGCAUCAAUUGUUCUGUUGAACUCGGCGAAUGGAAUUAUCCAAAAUAGUACCUAUGGCAUGGCGUCGCCAUUUCCGUUCAAAUACACGAAUGCGGUGAUAAUUGGCGAAAAUUCUUGCGGGAUAUUCAUCACGUUGCUCGCGGUGAUCACAAAAGCUGUGUCAUCAGACAUCGUCAUGCAGGCAACCCUCUAUUUCACGACGGCGUUCAUCAUAACCGCGACUUCGGUGAUCCUUUGCGCGUUGAUCACCAAAAAUAAUUUCUACAUGCGUUAUGGAAUUGUCGGCGACGAAACACGCACCGAUUCGGAGGCGUCGGAUGAAGCGAACGGCAUCGAUUUGAUCGUCGUGUUCUCGGCGUGCAAAUUUCAAUUUAUCAACAUUUUUCUAUUGUUCUUCGUCACUUUGAGCCUCUUUCCGAACGUGACGAUGUAUGUCGAGGAUGCGCAAGACUCGUUCAUUCCAAAGGAGUACUUCAUGGAUCUGGCCACAUUUCUAAAUUUCAACGUUUUUGCGUUUUUGGGAAGCUUGUCGGCCAAUUGGGUACAAUGGCCGGGACCUGAUUACAUAUUUGUGCCGGUUGUGGCGCGAUUUUGGUUUCUCUUCUACUUUCCGAUGUGCAAUUAUUUUCCGACCAGAAGGCGAUUCCCGAUAUUAUUCCAGUCGAUUUUGGGAUUUGUGCUCAGCCAGACGAUAUUGGCAUUCACCUCGGGAUAUUUGUCGUCGCUGAUAAUGAUGUACACGUCGAGAUUAUUGGACGAGCCGCAUUGUCAGCGAAUGGCCGGCAUGAUAGCGGCGUUUUUUCUGAUCCUCGGCAUUCUAGUCGGCCUCGGCUUCUCAUGGAUCAUUCAUAUCAUCGUAGUUGGUGGAUAA
Messenger RNA from Caenorhabditis bovis, 1293 nucleotides. Lineage: Eukaryota; Metazoa; Nematoda; Chromadorea; Rhabditida; Rhabditidae. The record is from the annotation of a GenBank genome assembly.